Propithecus coquereli (Coquerel's sifaka) is the source of this 2095-nucleotide messenger RNA. RefSeq names its product WW domain containing transcription regulator 1 (gene WWTR1). Gene Ontology annotation, molecular function: transcription coactivator activity; protein binding; transcription corepressor activity. Gene Ontology annotation, biological process: positive regulation of transcription by RNA polymerase II; hippo signaling. The transcript has 7 exons. Lineage: Eukaryota; Metazoa; Chordata; Mammalia; Primates; Indriidae. Gene Ontology annotation, cellular component: cytoplasm; nucleus. The record is from RefSeq and is a predicted model, not a curated record. The coding region runs from base 332 to 1534 and encodes 400 amino acids.
CAACAGCUCAACUUUCGGACCCGCCUCUUUCCUGGGGGUGGGAGUUUGCUCCAAACUUUGUUUAUGGGACAGUCCCAGAGCUGCUGCGGCCGCGCUGUCUGCUUCUCCUGCGCCUCCUCGCCGAGUGCGAGCGCCUGAAACCAGCUCGGGGGAUGUGAGAGCCGAAGCCCCUCGGUUGCCAGGCACCGAGUCAGGUCGGGAUUUGCCAGCUGGGCCGCGGCUACAGCUCUGCAAGCUUGGGACGCACCCGAACGACCCAGGCCGGACGGCAAGUUCGGGCGGGACGGCGGCCGCAGCGCGCUCAGGCUUGGCUUCGCUGCGCGGCCAGAAGAUGAAUCCGGCCUCGGCGCCCCCUCCUCUCCCACCGCCUGGGCAGCAGGUGAUCCACGUCACGCAGGACCUUGACACGGACCUCGAAGCCCUCUUCAACUCUGUCAUGAAUCCUAAGCCUAGCUCGUGGCGGAAGAAGAUCCUGCCUGAGUCCUUCUUCAAGGAGCCUGAUUCCGGCUCGCACUCACGCCAGUCUAGCACCGACUCGUCGGGUGGCCACCCGGGGCCUCGGCUGGCCGGCGGCGCCCAGCACGUCCGCUCGCACUCGUCUCCCGCGUCCCUGCAGCUGGGCACUGGCGCGGGCGCGGCGAGUAGCCCGGCGCAGCAGCACGCACACCUCCGCCAACAGUCCUACGACGUGACCGACGAGCUGCCGUUGCCCCCGGGCUGGGAGAUGACCUUCACGGCCACUGGCCAGAGGUACUUCCUAAAUCACAUAGAAAAAAUCACCACAUGGCAAGACCCUAGGAAGGCGAUGAAUCAGCCCCUGAAUCAUAUGAACCUCCACCCUGCCGUCAGUUCCACACCAGUGCCUCAGAGGGCCAUGGCAGUGUCCCAGCCAAAUCUCGUGAUGAAUCACCAACACCAGCAGCAAAUGGCACCCAGUUCCCUGAGCCAACAGAACCACCCUACUCAGAACCCACCAGCAGGGCUCAUGAGUAUGCCCAAUGCGCUGACCACUCAGCAGCAGCAGCAGCAGAAACUGCGUCUGCAGAGGAUCCAGAUGGAGAGAGAGAGGAUUAGAAUGCGCCAAGAGGAGCUCAUGAGGCAGGAAGCUGCCCUCUGUCGACAGCUCCCCAUGGAAGCCGAGACUCUGGCCCCGGUUCAAGCUGCUGUCAACCCGCCCACCAUGACCCCAGACAUGAGAUCCAUCACUAAUAACAGCUCAGAUCCUUUCCUCAAUGGAGGACCAUAUCAUUCGAGGGAGCAGAGCACUGACAGUGGCCUGGGGUUAGGGUGCUACAGUGUCCCCACAACUCCAGAGGACUUCCUCAGCAACGUGGAUGAGAUGGACACAGGAGAAAAUGCAGGACAAACACCCAUGAACAUCAAUCCCCAGCAGACCCGUUUCCCUGAUUUCCUUGACUGUCUUCCGGGAACAAACGUUGACCUAGGAACUUUGGAAUCUGAAGAUCUGAUACCCCUCUUCAAUGAUGUCGAGUCUGCUCUGAACAAAAGCGAGCCCUUUCUAACCUGGCUGUAACCAUUGCCAUCGUAACGUGGAUUCAGCCACGAGCUUACAUUUCCUGGGCCUCUUGGGAAAAGCGGUCGAGCAGAGCAAGUCUGCGGGUGCACCCCUUUCUGCCUCCAUGACUCGUGCUCCCUCCUUCUCAUGUUGCCAGUUCAAUCAUUGCCUGUUUGGAUUGACAGUAAGUUAAGUUUAAACGUAAAUAAAUAUUCUAUUUUCAUUUUCUGCAAGCCUGCAUUCUUGUGACAGAAUAUGCAGAAUUAUGCCUGCAGAAUUGAUUAUACAGAAUACUUUUCUCUUUUUUCUCUGCUGCCCCAUGGCAAGCUUUAUGGGUGUUAAGUUGAAAUUUACACAUCAAUUGAUUAUAAACCAUAAAAAGUUGAUCACAGGCAGUGAAUUCUGACAGGUGGCUUGGUCCAGGAAAUGUGUACAAAAUUAGACCUGAUUUACAGUCUCCAAAACUGUAUUGAUGACAGUAGUACAAAAUGCUUUAAAAACUAUUUAACUUGAGCUUUAAAAAUCAUUUUAUGGAUAGUAAAUUUCUGCUGUAUGGAAUACGAUGUACUUUUGAAUCCA